CUGGUUUUGUCACUGUUAAAUCCAGACGAGCAUCGGCCACAGAUAAACCAAAACAUUUGUUUUCAGACAAGAUUUAUUAUCUUUUUGAAAAAUGAAAUUCGGGAAAGAUUUCUCGUCGCAGAUGGUACCGGAAUGGCAUGAAGCUUACAUGAAUUACAGUUCUCUCAAGUUUCACUUAAAAGAAAUCAUCAAAUUCAAACGCAUAAACAAUCAUAACGGUGACGGCCAUCAUCACGAAGAAGGCCUUCGCCGGAAGCUGACUCUGCUCCGAACAUUCAGCGGUUUACUCUCGACGCCGGGACCAAGAAGACAUCAACACGGCGGAGACAGACACGGACACGGUGGUGGACAGAUCGGCCAUUCCUCAAAUUACGACGACGACAUCGAGGAAGGAUUGAAGUCAGCGCCGAUUGUGGUGCAGUCGACGAGUCACGGCUACCAGACGACGUUUCUGAUGGCGGCCGGGCAAGGAGGAGAGUACGAGACGCUGUUUUUCCGGCGAUUAGACGACGAAUUAAACAAAGUGGAGAAAUUCUAUAAAAACAAAGUGAAAGAAGUGGAAAAAAAAGCUAGUGAGCUUAACAGUCAGAUGGAUCUUCUUAUCGCGUUUCGGCAGAAAGUAGAGGAUUCUAAUGGUUGCCGGGAGGAACGGACGGUGGAGAUGACUCGAUUAGCUUCUGGUGUCGACAAUUUCGCGGCGGUCGUCAAUGCUUCUGCUUCCGCCGGAGCUAGCUUCAACAUGAGGGCUGGAGCUCAGUCUCACAUGGAGGUAACACAGGAAGGAGGAUCGUGCAAAGCUGGUAAAUCUGAAGAAGAUGACGAUGAUAAUGAUGCAGAGCAAGAAGAAGAUAACGUCGUCUCUGACGAUGACAAAAGUCGACUGAAAGCUGCGAGGCCAUCUCCGAUCAAGGUUUUGGACCGUGUUAAGAUCAAUCACACCAAGGAUACGCCUCGGUCCACCAUUAAAGGCGUUCUCAAGCUCUCGAACACGGAGUCUAAGUAUACCAGAGAUAAUCUGAGGUAUUCCGAGAAGAAGCUCAGGCGCGCCUACGUCGAGUUUUACCAGGAGCUUCGGCUACUCAAGAGCUACAGCGAUCUGAAUGUAAUGGCGUUUUCGAAGAUAUUGAAGAAGUAUGAUAAGAUAACUUCGAGGCAUGCGAGAGAGCAUUACAUGAACAUGGUUGAUAACUCUUGCCAUGGAUGGCCUGAUGAGGUGGUUAGGCUCAUGGAGGGCGUUGAAGCUACGUUCAUAAAGCACUUCACAAAUGAUAACAGAUCAAAAGGAAUGAAAAUCUUGAGACCCAAAGUUAAAAGAGAGAGGCAUCGUAUUACAUUCUCCACAGGUUUCUUAGGCGGAUGCGUGUUUUCUCUAGUGGUGGCUCUAUUCGCCAUCAUACGCACCCGACACAUUUUGCAGAAGGAAGGCCAAGAACAGUACAUGAACACCAUGUUCCCUCUUUACAGCUUGUUUGGGUUCAUCGUGCUGCACAUACUAAUGUAUGCUGGAAAUAUAUACUAUUGGAGGCGAUAUCGAGUGAAUUAUUCUUUUAUAUUGGGGUUUAAGCAAGGAACUGAACUCGGCUAUAGACAAGUCCUACUUGUGGGGUUCAGCAUUGGAGUCUGUGCGCUUCUUUGUGUUAUCGCCAAUCUUGACAGGGAGCUUGACCCCGAAACUAAAGAUUACGAAGCAUUAACCGAACUUCUUCCUCUUUUCCUCCUCAUUGUUCUGUUUAUAGUUCUAAUCCUACCAUUCAACAUAUUCUAUCGCUCGAGUCGCUUAUUCUUCCUCACAUGCCUCUUUCACUGCCUUGCUGCUCCUCUUUACAAGCUAACAAGUCAGGUGCAAGCUCUUCGAAGCAUCCAGUUUUACAUAUGUCACUACGGUUGGGGAGAUUACAAACAUAGAAUGAACACUUGCACAGACUCAGAUGCCUACAAUGCUUUCUUAUUCAUUCUUGCUGCCGUCCCAUACACCUGGCGUCUCCUUCAGUGCUUGAGACGGCUGUUUGAAGAGAAAAACGCAGAACAAGGAUACAAUGGCAUCAAGUACUUCUUGACUAUAGUGGCUGUCUGCUUGAGGACGGCUUACAGACAUCCAAGAACCGUUGGCUCAGGGAUGAACUCCUUGUCCCGCAAAAGAACGUCUACUUCAUCGCCAUGGUUAGAGAACGAGCAUUUGAACAAUGUUAGAAAGUACAAAGUGGCCAAGACGGUUCCAUUACCGUUUAACUACGGCGAGGAUGUCGACAAAGACAACUAAUGAUAUAAACAAAAAAUAAGCUAAGAAAUAUGUGUAAGGUAGGCGGUAAUUUAUAUACUCGUAAUAAAGUUGGAUG
Messenger RNA from Thlaspi arvense, 2336 nucleotides. The record is from the annotation of a GenBank genome assembly. Lineage: Eukaryota; Viridiplantae; Streptophyta; Magnoliopsida; Brassicales; Brassicaceae.